AUGCAGGCGUCGGUCGGCGCCCGUGCCAAGGCGUCGGGAGCACGUGCACUGUCAGUGGGUGCGGCGCCCGCGGCUGCACUUCGGGCCGAUGCAGCUGCUGAGGCUGCAUCUGCAGUUGCAGCGGCGGCGCCCGCCAAGAAUGGCAGCGGCAGGGGCGUAGUCCUUCUAGAGCCCACGGAUCGAUGCCCUGUGCAGCCCCGCGGCAGGAGCUCCCACGGGUACCACGGCUCUCGCUUGCCGCGGUGCGCCAUGAUGAUGCACGGGCAGGGGGCGGAGUGCCGCCCCGAUCUCCUGCCACAGGACGCCAAGAUCCUGUAG
Molecule: messenger RNA, 318 nt
Organism: Monoraphidium neglectum
Lineage: Eukaryota; Viridiplantae; Chlorophyta; Chlorophyceae; Sphaeropleales; Selenastraceae
Exons: 1
Coding region: 1-318 (105 amino acids)
Source: RefSeq, a predicted model, not a curated record